ACAAUAUUAACUUAGCGAAAAAAAGCCUUUUAAAAAAAAUAGAAUGAAAAUCACUAUAUAAUAAAACAAUUAAUAUGUCUAAUCUACCAGGUUGGAGAAUCGAACAAAAAUAUAAUAAAAGAUGUUUAAUUGGAAAUUGGAACGAAGAUAGACGAAAAUUUCAUAGAUCCGAAAAGCCAUUUGAACUGAGUACACAUCAAGCUGAUUUCAAAAAAUAUUCUAACUUUUUACCAGAGAAUAAAGCAAGACAAAUUGCUUCAAUUCGAAAUGAUGGACUACCAAAAGAAUUAAUCUUUUCUCACCGUGGAAAUAGCUAUUCUAAUAAUAUGAUUUCUUGGUAUGAUCAAUGUAUAAAUAAUCGAGAAGAGCAUGAAUCCAAAUUACCUAAACUUCGAUCUUGGGAUGGAAAAACCUGCUCUUGGGAGCCUGAAAAAAGUGAUAGACCUUUACAAGGACGAGCGACAAACUUUGGACUUCUUGACAACAUGAAAGCAAAGUGGAAAAAAGACAUUACAAAUCAAAAUAGUGCUAGUUCUACCUACAAAAGUGCAUUCCGUUCCUAUUCAAAUAAUGAAAUGAAUUUUAAACGUUAUGCUACAAAAAAGUGUUUAUCAAGCCAUUUUCCAAGUGACAAGGUCAACAAAAAUUUAUUUUUUCGUAAUCAACACAGGAAUAUGUUAGCAGAAUAUUUUCAGAAUCCUGAACUUGCGACGAAGUAAAUUGUAUGGUUAUUUUAUUUUAUAUAUUGUAUAAUACUUUUAUAUAAUUUAUUAAUUAAAGAGAAUGAUUUUAA
Messenger RNA from Hydra vulgaris (swiftwater hydra), 793 nucleotides. RefSeq names its product cilia- and flagella-associated protein 107. The record is from RefSeq and is a predicted model, not a curated record. Lineage: Eukaryota; Metazoa; Cnidaria; Hydrozoa; Anthoathecata; Hydridae.